Molecule: messenger RNA, 5312 nt
Organism: Hemibagrus wyckioides
Lineage: Eukaryota; Metazoa; Chordata; Actinopteri; Siluriformes; Bagridae
Gene: traf6
Product: TNF receptor-associated factor 6
Exons: 7
Coding region: 145-1761 (538 amino acids)
Biological process (GO): interleukin-1-mediated signaling pathway; positive regulation of JNK cascade; tumor necrosis factor-mediated signaling pathway
Cellular component (GO): plasma membrane signaling receptor complex
Molecular function (GO): ubiquitin protein ligase activity; tumor necrosis factor receptor binding; zinc ion binding
Source: RefSeq, a predicted model, not a curated record
UUUUUCGUUCUAACUGGAAUUUUCACGACGACGGGAAGGGGAAUCCAGCGAUCUGGCAACCCAGUGAUCUCUCGGCACUCGCGCUAGUGACGUCUGGAUUCAGGAAGAGGUAGUGUUUCACGAGCUCAGAAUUUGCUAGCAAAGAUGGCAUCAUGUGGCGAUAUGCACAAAUCCAAUCCAGAUGAGUAUCCAUCCAGAUGUAUGACUGAAAUGGAGAAGGAGAGGGAGUCAUACCUAAGCCCUACAGAAAACCCAUCCACACUUAGUGUCUCACCAGGUGCAGAGCAGCAAGGCUAUGAUGUUGACUUUGACCCCCCACUGGAGAGCAAGUAUGAGUGUCCCAUCUGCCUGAUGGGUCUAAGGUCAGCCGUGCAGACACCGUGUGGUCAUCGCUUCUGCAACAGCUGUAUUAAAAAAUCCAUCAGAGACACUGGGCAAAAAUGUCCAGUUGACAACGAGGUGCUCACAGAGGACCAGCUUUUUCCAGAUAACUUUGCCAAAAGGGAAAUCCUGUCUCUGACUGUGCGCUGCCGCAAUGUUGGCUGUAGUGAGAAAAUGGAGCUCAGACACUUGGAGAAUCACUUGAAGCUCUGUGAAUUUGCUACAGUCCCUUGCCCCCAGUGUCAGGAACCUGUAUGGAAGAAUAGUGUAGAAGAACAUAUGAAUCAGGACUGUUUACAGCGUCUGAUCACAUGCCCUGACUGUGCAGAGGGUAUCAUCUAUGCUGACAAACAGUUUCAUGAGCAGAUGUGUCCCUUUGUGAAUACAAUGUGUGAGUACUGUAACAUGGAUUUAAUUCGGGGUCAGUUGUCAUCGCACUGUGCCACAGAUUGCCUGAAAGCUCCUGUUGCCUGUACUUUCAACAUGUUUGGCUGUCAAGAAAAGAUGCCAAGGAACAACCUGGCCCUUCACAUGCAGGAGUUUACACAGAUGCACAUGCGCUUCAUGGCUGACUUUCUGAGGAACCAGAGUAUGAAUGGCAUUUUCCCUGCUCCAAAAUGUGGGCCUUCAUGUUCACCCCCAUCCGAUCAUGGCGCCAGUUCCAGGGUGGGAGAGCCAUGCCAGUGCAGCCAGGACAUGCAGCAGCUACGGGAGACAGUUGUAGAACUUGAGAGUCGCCUCGUGCGCCAGGACCACCAAAUACGGGAGCUAAGCAUUCGCAAUGAUACGCAGCAUACACAGAUAACGGAGCUACGCAAGAAGCUGGCAACACUGGAAGAGAAAAUGCACGAGCUGGAAGCUCAGCAGUACCAGGGUGUUUAUGUAUGGCGAUUAGAGGGAUUCUCAGCACACCUGCACCAACAAGAAGCUGGACAACCAGUGGUGCUCCAUAGCCCACCGUUCUACACAGGAAAGCCGGGCUAUAAGCUGUGCCUGCGACUGCACCUGCAGACACCAAGCGCGCCACGUUGCUCUAACUACAUCUCAUUAUUUGUGCAUACUAUGCAAGGUGAGUUUGACAGCCAGCUACCGUGGCCCCUGCAGGGCACCAUCCGGUUGUCUGUGCUGGACCAGACUGAGGGCCAAAACCACACGGAGAUAAUGGAGACCAAACCAGACCUGCAGGCCUUCCAAAGGCCCACAGUGCAGCGCAACCCCAAAGGCUUUGGCUAUGUCACCUUCAUGCAGCUGCAGGCAUUGCGUCAGCGUGGCUUUGUCAAGGAUGAUGUGCUGUUGGUGCGCUGUGAGGUCAUGCCACGCUUUGACAGCAGUCUCAGGAGAGAGGGCGUGCAACCUAGAGGACCUGAACCGUCUCUCUGAGCGCAUUUUACACACUUUAUUGUUUUUUUGUUUUUUUUUACAAGUUCUCAGAGACACACCCUGCCAUUACAAUGUUUCCUUUUGUUUUAAGAGAUUAUUUUUACAUUACAUUACAUAUACAGUAUCUCACAAAAGUGAGUUCACCCCUCACAUUUCAGCAACCACUUUAUUAUAUGUUCUCAAGGGACAAUACUAUAGAAAUGAAAAUUGGAUAUAUUUAUAUUUAUAUAUAUUGGAGUAGUCAAUGUGCAGCUUGUAUAGCAGUAAAGAUUUACUGUCCUCUGAAAAUAACUCAACAUACAGACAUUAUUGCCUAAAUAACUGGCAACGAAAACAGUACAUGCUGGAAUCCAUGUUUUCCUUAAUGAACCGCAGCCCCCCAGUACCAGCAGCACUCAUGUAGCCCCAGACCAUGAUGCUACCACCACCAUGCUUAACUGUAGGCAAGAGACAAUUUUCUUAGUACUCCUCACCAGGGCGUCGUCACACAUGCUGGUCACCAUGUGACCCAAACAAGUUUAUCUUAGUCUCAUCAGACCACAGGACGUGGUUCUAGUAAUUCAUGCUCUUGGACAGGUAAACUGUUCAACUGUUGUCUUCAGUAAACUGUUUGCAGGCUUUCUUGUGAGCUCUUGCGUGCGGUGUAUGGUCUGAGCACUGACAAGUUGACCUCUCGCUUCUGCAACCUCUAAAGCAAUGCUGGCAGCACUCUUGCGUCUGUUUUUCAAAGCCACCUUCUGCACCUGAUGCACAGCACGAGGACUCAACUUCUUUGAUCGACCCUUGCGAGGCCUGUUCCGAGUGGAACCUGUCUUGGAAAACCUCUGUAUGACCCUGUCCACUGUACUGUAACUCAGUUCCAGGGUAUUACCAAUCUUCUUGUGGCUUAACCUGUCUUUGUGGAGAAUAACAAUUCUAAUUCUCAAAUCCUCUGAGAGUUCUUUACCAUGAGGUGCCAUGUUGAUCAUCCAGUGGUCAGUGUGAGUGAAUUGUACUCAAAGCACCAAAUAUUAAAUGCUCUAAUAUAAGAUACACACAUUUGUAUGGUCCUAUCAAGCUGACAAACACAUGAACAUGAUGAAUAGGACAUGUGACUUUGCACGGUUAAACAAUGCCAGCUAUUUAGACAAUAAUGGCUGUAUGUUGAGUUAUUUUCAGAGGACUGUAAAUCUAUACUGCUAUGCAAGCUGCACAUUAACUACUCUAAAAUAUAUCCAAGUUUUGUUUCUAUAGUAUUGUCCUUUGAGAAGAUAUACUAAAAUAUUUGCUGAAAUUAGAGGGCUGUACUCACUUUUGUGAGAUACUGCAUGUAUGACUUUCAAAAGUGAGCUAAAAGUACGACAGGCAAAAGUGCUUUAGGGUGGCAGAUGUAAUACCCAAUAAAUUAUUAAACAGGAGCAUCAUAUAUUUGGUCACUGAGAGAAACCAAAAGUAUUAAUAGCAGCUCUCAGUUGUGUACUGUGAAACCCAGAACCUGCUUCCGUAUGUUUUUUGACACCUGAAUAACCCAAUGGCAUUUUUUAAAAUAGUGAUUUCCAAUUAAACUAAUACCUGUAAAUACAUUAUGCUGAGUGCACUGGAGAAAGUUAAACAAUUUUAUACCACCACCCUCUGUAGUUGAUAAUGAAUGUGCUGCCCUAUGUUUAUCAUCGCACAUACACAUAAUAGAAAGAAUCGACAAAAAAUAACAGACAUUUUUGCUUGACAAAUAACCGCAUAGUUUUCUUAGAAGAGCAUUAUCCAGACUUACAAUUUAGUGUCUUGGGCUAAAAGACUAACAGAACUAUUCAAUCAUUAAGAAACGCACAAGUCACAAGAUGAACCAUGUCUGGACUGAUCUGUUUUUACUUAUUUGAAAACCAUGUGGACUUUUAUUGUUUUAUUUCACAUUUUGAACAUGUGAAAUUGUAUCCAGCAUCAUGAACCAAUGUGCUGUGUAUCAGGGCUAAACAUGUGGCUUAAACGGAAUUGUAAUGACUAAAUUCUUGUGUCUAUAUUAUACUAUUGAUUGAUUACAUUUCUUUCAGUAACAUACUAAUGAAUAUUUUAAUAUAUGAAAAAUAAAUUUGCAAGAUCCAUCUCACUCCUUAUUGAUUUUGGCCAAGGUUUUAGUUUGAAAGUAAGUUCAUACAGGAGUAGCUUAACAACUCUGGCUUUCAAAUGUAGGACUGACUUGAGAGCGAUCUCUCUUACGCUUUUCCCUCAUUUCGUUAAUGCUCACGCAUGCCUUCUCUAACCCAGACUGCAUCAUAUUAGUAACAGUGAGAAGCUGCAUGUCAGUGAUUCCAGAUCUGGCAUCACAUACAGAAUGACGCCGGAGGCUGCUUCCUCUCUCCACAUGCCCCUCUCCCUCCUGCUCCAAUAAAGGAGUCAAAAGAGAGACUUCUGAAAUGUGCUGUGUGAUCCUUAUCUCAGGUUGGAUGAGGCAUGUACUGUCUCUGAUUUUUUCAUCAUACCCUGAGAGGAAAAGGCACAAUAACACAUUAGAAAAGUUUAAAAUGUAAAAAUGCUGACUUUUAAAGAAAGCUCUUUGCUAAGUAGGCAGUAAAUUUGUGAUGUUAUUACUUUUUAAUUUGUGACUACAAUGUACAUUACUCCCAAUUUCUAUAAUAUAGUGACUUGAAAAUUUGUUGUUAAUACGAAGCAUAAUUUGCUCCAGGAAAUACUUGUUUUGGCUGGUGUGUCCUUAAGCUGUUUUGUGUGGCAUGAUGUGAGACUGUUUUCUUUAUAUAUGUAUUUUUCUUAACCAUUUAAGAAGGGUAAAGCUGGACAUGGUUCUUAGAUUCGAAAAUCUUUUGAGAACUCCUGAUAAUUAAUAUAUAGACAUGACUAUGUAAGGGACCUGUGUUACUUUUUUGUUUGCAGUUCCACAGAUAGGGAGAAACCACCAUUUCCAGCAUUUUCUCAAGGCGAAAGUAUUCCAUUGAAGGGCCUCUGGGCUCAUGGACUCCCUUGAAAUAAACAAUCACACAAAUAGGUACAAGAACACUUGAUAAAGCUGCUAUGUGUAUUAAUGUGAGCGUGUAAGGAAAAGAGCCUUACCUGUAAGAUUAGCAGCAUCUGUCUGAUGGAUGUGGGGAGCAAAGAAAGAUUAGUUGGGAGCAGCUCUUCCAGUGGAAGGCUCAUCAGGACAGUAUCUCUGAAAGCUAGCAGGGCCAUCUGCCUUACUGUGAACUCAUGACCCUGGGAUUGAGCAAACAAUAUAGGGAAGAAUAGCUGGGAGCAGUAAUAAUAAUUUUCGUUUAAUGCUUCUGACUGUGUUAUGGUCCAAAUGGAUCUUGUAUGGGGUAAUUCAUGUGAUUUGUGGUAUAAUAAAUUUUUUUUGUUCUACCUGUAGUGGAUAAAAAAUGGCUUGCAGUGUGGGCAGGAUUUCUGAGAAAAAUCUAAUCCAUACUUCUGCCAAGAAAAAGAGCUGAUCUUCCCCUGGGAAAAAUUCAAAUAUGGGGAAAAUGUAAAUAUCAUGAAAAUUUGUAUGUAUGAAUAUAUGUGUGUGUGUUGUUUCAUACCUUCAUAUAGUUGAACCUCUUCUAAAAUAGACCUAAAACCUUUAU